AUGGAUUUGGUGGAUCUUCCAACUAUUGGUGGCAAGUUUACUUGGUUCAAAAGUAAUGAGAAGGUUAUGAGUAGGCUUGAUAGAUUUCUUCUUUCGGAUAGUUUUAUAAAAGAGUGGAAGGUGAACGGGCAACACAUAGGCGAUAGGGAUAUAUCCGAUCAUGCUCCUAUUUGGUUGAAAGAUAGUAGAAAGAAUUGGGGGCCCAAGCCAUUUAAGUUUAAUAACUUGUGGUUCAAGCAUGAAGAGUUCGAUACCUUUGUAAAAGAGGAGUGGAGCAAAAUGACAAUGAAAGGGAGAGGAGACUAUUACUUGGUUGAAAAGUUGAAAACUCUUAAAAGUCGGAUCUCUUGGUGGAACAAAACGGUCUAUGGUUGGAUAGAUCUCAAAAUUGACAAAGAUGGGAAAGAAUUGCACUUUUUAGAUAACUUGUUUGUUUAUUUUGCAAGUAAUGCUCCGGAAGAGGUGGUUAAGAAAAGGUUGAAAGUGGCGGAGGAUUUUUGGGAUAAUUUAAACAAAAAAGAAAGGCUUCUUAGAAUUAAAUCUAGACAACUUUGGCUUACCGAAGGGGAUGACAACACAUGUUUUUUCCAUAAUUCUCUAAAAUAUAGAAGAAGAAGGAAUUCCUUAUGUUCCAUCAACUCUACGAGGGGAAUAUUGGAAGAGGUUAUGGAGAUUAAAGAUCACAUUUUUAAGCACUUUGAAGGAUUCUUUAAAGAAGAAUUUUGCUUUAGACUGGUGCCACAUGGGAUUAAUUUGAACUCUUUAUCAAUUGAAGAAUCAAUGGAUCUUGAAAAACCUUUUUCCGAAGAAGAGGUCAAGGAGGUGAUUUGGUCAUGUGAUGGGAACAAAAGUCUGGGCCCGGAUGGAUACUCAUUGGAAUUCUUCAAAAGGUUUUGGCUUCUUCUAAAAGACGAUUUGAUGAAGUUAUGUAAUGAUUUCUAUUCUAGAGGUACGCUUGUCAAAGCCAUCACUUCUUCAUUCCUUGCGCUUAUUCCUAAAUCAAAGAAUCCACAAGAUUUGUUCGAGUAUCAUCCUAUUUUCCUAGUGGGGAGUAUCUACAAGAUCUUUGCGAAGAUUUUGGUAGCUAGAAUGAGAGGUGUAGCGGGAAAAUUGGUUUCGCUUAAUCAAACUGCUUUUGUACUGGGUAGGAGUAUAAUGGAUGGUGUUUUAAUGGGGUUUGGGAUGAGAUGGAUGAAAUGGAUGGAAUCUUGCAUCUUCACUAGUCAUAUGUCUAUUUUGGUCAACGGUAGUGCUACCAAGGAGUUUAGUGUCCAAAGAGGAUUACUCCAAGGCGACCCGAUUUCUCCUUUUCUCUUUGUCAUUGCCAUGGAAGGUCUUAGUGCUCUCAAGAAAAGAGGGACUUUUCCGUUCAAAUUUCUUGGUAUAUGGGUUGAAGAAGGUGCUAGCAAGAGGAGAGUAUGGAAGGAUGUGGUUUCUAAUAUCAAAUCAAGAUUAUCAAUGUGGAAGGGUAGAAAUAUUUCCAUCGGCGGAAGGGUGACUCUUAUUGGUUCGGUGCUUAAUGCUAUUCUAAUCUACACUCUCUCCUUCUUCAAAGCUCCGAGUAAAAUCAUCCAAGAAAUUAGAGGCCUCCUUAGUAACUUCUUGUGGAAUGGGAAUGUGAACAAAAGAUGUAUCCAUUGGGUGAAGUGGGAGAAUGUUUGUAAACCUAAGGAGAAAGGUGGGCUAGGCAUUAGAGAUGUUGUGUUAGCAUCUUGUGUGGAAGUAUUAAAUCGGGACGAUUCUAGUUGGUGGAGAGACAUUAUUCUUAACGCCUCCAAAGAGGAGGACUUCGUUGAAGGCUUCAUUGAUUGGGUCAAUUUUGACUUCAAGAAAGGUAAUACUGUUCUUUUUUGGCAUAGUUGUUGGUUGGGUGAUCAAACUCUUUGUGUUUCCUUCCCGUAUUUGUUCGAUCUUUCAACCAAUAAACUUUGCAAAGUUAGCGAUGUCAUCUCUUGGAACAACGGUGCACAUUCUUGGAAUCUUGAUGUUCUCUUUGGUAACCUUCCCGUCACAAAUGGCAUAGCUUCGGCUUUUGACAUCCAAUUGAGAGAUUUAAAAGCGUUGUUGGAUGGCAUUGUUCCGAACAUUCUUGAUCAUGAUGAUUUCCAUUGGAAACUAAAUCCUACCGGUGUGUUCUCGGUUGCUAGUGUGUCUCAUUUGGUGUCUAAUACUAAAGAUCUAGCUUGGCCAAUCAAUACCAUCAAUUUGUUGGUAGUCAUUUGGAAAGCUAUCAUUCUGAAAAAGGUUAAGAUUUUUUCUUGGAGAUUUUUCAUCAAUAGACUUCCUCUAGAGGAUCUUUUGGCAAAUAGAGGAGUACCUAAUCUCAACUCUCUUGAUUGCUUAUUUUGUUCACAUCAACCGGAAACAUUGGAACACCUCUUUUUUCAAUGUCAAGUUACGAAAGUGGUGUGGGAUAAAAUAUAUGCUUGGUUGGGAAACGAUUUCGAGUUGAAUUUGGAAGAGUUCAAAAGAUUUGGACGCAUUCAAGAAAAGGUGAGGGAAGCCAAUUCUAUAGUUAUUCUAAAUUCAAUUUGGAUUGCUCGAAUUUGGUGCAUUUGGCUAAUGAGAAAUGUUAUUGUUUUUUAUAACGCUACUUUUAGUUUUGAAGCCGUUAUCUCCAACAUUUUUUUCUUUUCUUGGAGAUGGUUAAGUAGUAGUACUGUUACAUCUAGAACUAGCUUCUACGAUUGGUACAAGUUACCACUAAAUUGUUUCAAAUCUAUAUAG
Vicia villosa (hairy vetch) is the source of this 2727-nucleotide messenger RNA. RefSeq lists its product as uncharacterized. The transcript is spliced from 4 exons. NCBI's taxonomy places the organism in Eukaryota, Viridiplantae, Streptophyta, Magnoliopsida, Fabales, Fabaceae. Bases 1 to 2727 code for a protein of 908 amino acids. The record is from RefSeq and is a predicted model, not a curated record.